AUGUCGCAUCAUCCGAAGUCAUGGCAACUCGCGUGCGCAAUGUUUGGGGCACUGUCACCAUAUUACCCCCCCUCCUCCUGCUCGUCGGUGCGGGCAUUGCGUGCGACAGAGGCGCCACGACGCCCAUUGCUGGAGCCAGGCACACACACACGCACGCGGGAUAUUGGCAGCUCGUACGAAGCCGUGGCGGUCGUAGUCUCGUCCGCCUCUCCGUUCACAUGUGGACGUUGCCGAGGACUGGCCGCAUGGCCACAGCGAAAAGUUCCGUCAAAGAAAAAUUCGCGAAAAAAACGAAACCUCUGGACAGGGAUGCUCGCACGCUGGAACUGGAUGAUAUGCACGCAGCAUCAGAUCAUGGAAAAGCGUCCAACCAGCCGCGACGUGGCCGUUGGAAGGCCUGGAGAAGGCCAUCAAUUGAGGCGAGGGAUGCCAAUGCCAAUGGGGGGGCGGAUGGGGGACGUCAACCACGGCGAGAUUGACACCCGUCGCGGAGGUUUAUCGGCUACGACGCAUUCCCACAAGCAUGGUUUAGCAAGGUCCACUUAUCUCGUGCCCGGCGCGAGAUGUUAA
This is a messenger RNA of Bipolaris oryzae ATCC 44560, 570 nucleotides long. RefSeq lists its product as uncharacterized. Lineage: Eukaryota; Fungi; Ascomycota; Dothideomycetes; Pleosporales; Pleosporaceae. The transcript has 4 exons. The record is from RefSeq and is a predicted model, not a curated record. Bases 1 to 570 code for a protein of 189 amino acids.